AUGACAAGCAUUGAUGCUCUAGUAAGCCUCCUGGUCCGCCCAAAUGCCGUAUGUUUGCUAAUUGUAGGCGUCUUCCUGCUUCUUCGGUCGUUGAAGCUGGCAUCUGGCUGCGGUGCUCUGUAUGCGCUGCUGCGAGUGCUCUACCGAGCCGAUUUCAACUAUAGAUGUGGUGGUACUUCCAAAUGGAGAAGCUUACAUGAUUACAAGGUUUGUAAGGUCGUAAUUACUGGCGGAAGCAGCGGUCUGGGCCGGUCUCUGGUGGAAGAGAUUCUGAGAGCAUUUCCCGAAGCAAUCAUCUUCAAUGUUGACAUUAAAGCAUCUCCUCAUCCCAAUGAUAGACUGAUAGACUUUAAAUGCGAUUUGAGGAGUACGGAAAUGUUGGAGCAAACGUUGAAGCUCAUCAAGCAGAGCGGCGGGAAUGAUAUUCGUCUUAUCGUCAACAACGCAGGCAUACGAUCGCGCUACGAGGGCCUGAAGAAUGUCAGGGGCCAAGAUCUUCAGGAUGUAUUUGCAGUCAACUCCAGGGCACCGUUGAGGGUCAUUCAGGAGCUCACGCCAGAAGAGGGCGGCGAGGAACAGUGCUUCAUAGUGAAUGUGUCCAGCUCUCUGGGAAUCCUCUCUGCGGCCAAAGCUGGAGCGUAUGCUGCGAGCAAAGCAGCACUCAUUGCGUUCCAUAAGUCGUACGCUUUUGAGCUGGAGAGCAAGCACGUCUCGAAUAUCAGGACAUUGCUGGUCGUCCCGGGACAGCUGGACACUGACAUGUUCAGCGGAUUCGACCCGCCACGCCAGUUCUUUGCCCCAGUACUGAACAAAGAAACACUAGCCGCAAAGAUCCUGCAACAUGUUGAAAAUGGCAUCAGAGGCGACCUGACAUCCCCAUUGUACGCUAAGUUUGCGUACCUGCUCAUGGCAAUGCCCUACAGCGUGCAGGCCGUUGCCCGCAGGCUCUCCAGGAUGGACGAAUGUCUCCCCGACGACGAUUGA
Molecule: messenger RNA, 984 nt
Organism: Torulaspora globosa
Lineage: Eukaryota; Fungi; Ascomycota; Saccharomycetes; Saccharomycetales; Saccharomycetaceae
Gene: TDA5
Product: Tda5p
Exons: 1
Coding region: 1-984 (327 amino acids)
Molecular function (GO): oxidoreductase activity, acting on the CH-OH group of donors, NAD or NADP as acceptor
Source: RefSeq, a predicted model, not a curated record